AUGAUGAUAUCAAAGGAAAUGGCAGAUACAUAUGGAUUAAUUAUUGUCGGCAAUAGUGGUGUAGGUAAGAGCUUCUUAGCUAAUAUUAUUCUUGGUAAACAAUACUUCAAGCAUGAUUUCUCUGCUCGAUCCGUAACACAUCGAACUGAAUCAAUAACAUGCAUAUUGGGUGACAAACAUUAUAGAAUUUAUAAUAUUCCUGGUUUAAUUGAGGGGGAUGAAGAGCGCAUCUCUCUAAACAGACAUGAAAUUAGCCGAGCAUUUGAGGAACAAAAAGAACAUUCACUUGUUGUUAUUUAUGUCUUUGGACAUCAAAAUGGGAGAAUUCGAAAUGAAGAUGUUGUUACGUUUCAAGCCAUUCAUAACGCUUAUACAUUUAAUCCGGAUUCAUUAAUAACAAUAGUUAAUGCCCUACCUUCUGAUCGACCCAACACAUACAAUGAAAAUACUCAAGCUACGCUUAUUGAUUUACUCGGUAUGAAACCAGGUCACAUUUGUUUCAUUGAUCGUCUCAAAUUAGGUAGCAUACAGGAGGAAAGGACUCGGACAUAUUUAAUUGAUACAAUUUUAAAUGUUCAUCCUCGAAUACAUAUUAAAAAUAACGAUAUCAGUUUGAUGGCUGAUAAUGUCCUUAAACUCCAAGCUGAUCUCGAUAUGAUGCAGAUUAAAUUGUAUACCGAACAAUAUGAACAUGAAGAUGUAAUAGCAAGUAUGGGGCGAGAAAUUGAAUCGGCUCAACGUGUAUCAACUUUGCAACGUUUGUUUGUUCAAGCCAAAGCUAAUCUUCGUCGAUUAGUGAGUUUUCGUGAGCAACAAGAACACUUGAUGAGUGUUAUUGGACAAUGGGAAGCAGAAGAAAUUAGAUAUGUAAGUGAUCCAACAUCUGAUCUUUAUAUUCUAGCUAGAAUAAGUAAGCUAGAUGCUCAAGAACAAUUAACAAAAAAUUUUACUACACAACAUCACAUUAAUGUUUCAUUAACCAUAUGUCGAAAAGAUAUUGAACAGAUUUGUUUUGAACUUGAGCAAAUUUAUGAUGGAAGAUUUGAUCGGGAAUGUGAACCUAUUCGUGAAUAUUACAUUCUUCUUGAUAACUUGCGCUUUGAUUCAACUGUUAUUGAUGUAAAACAUGAUUUUAUCAAUGAUUUAUAUGCUUUUACAUGUCUUCGUUUUGGUAAUAUUGAAUAA
This is a messenger RNA of Rotaria sp. Silwood2, 1185 nucleotides long. Lineage: Eukaryota; Metazoa; Rotifera; Eurotatoria; Philodinida; Philodinidae. The record is from the annotation of a GenBank genome assembly.